AUGCCGUCGGAGUCGAGUGCUUCCAAGCGCCGUGCAUCGAAGGAGGUUGGAUCAGAGCCCACUUCCAAACGCAAGGCGUCCAGCUCCAGCAAGGACGCUGUCACACUGCAAGCGGAUGACACAGAGCCAAUCGGCCCAGUCUUAGUAUCUCUGUCGGACUUUUGCCCAGAUAAGCGUACCAAGUUCCACUUGUACCGUGCAUCGAACGAUGGGAAUGAUGAAACACCUCAUGCGCCACAGUCGGCAACACUAAACGACCGUCUUUUGCUGGCAGGGGAUACCAAUGUGAUGCAAUACAAUAGUAGCAACUGGGGAUGGGGCGCUUCGGCGCAGACCACGCCAGAGCUGCGUCGUGAGACACGUGGAUACUCGGGCAACUAUGUGCUGGGUGUGUACGAUAAAAAGACCAAGCAGGUGACGUUGCGCACUGUGCCUCUCUUUACGAUGAACCGCUCUGUAAAGGCCUUGUCGCAACUUAGCGCUAUGGCGACAGAGACAGGUACGAACGAUGGCUUUGACUAUACCAAGGCACGCCGCGAUCUUGGUGAAGCCUUUGGCAAUAAGAAACAAAAGCAAGCAGCUCGCAAUAUGGACCGUAUGAAGGUCAAUACAGAGAACAUGGACAGCAUCCUGGAGCAUGUCGCCUCGGGCAUCGAUGAAUCGGCAGCCACUCUUCCCUCCGAAAAGGAACUAGCCGCUGCGCUAAGUGCUAGCCGUGCACUGCCACAGGCCCAUGUCGACGCGGGCGAGCCGGCUGAUGUAUAUCCCAUGGACGAACUGGUCCCUGCGACGGUACUGAAGGCAUUGCACACACGUCACUUGCUCAAGUGCACAUCGCAGGCAGACCUCGGAAAGUCUCUUCGCUCUCUGUCCCUCCCAUCGCCCUGGCUGCUCCCUCGCAUGUGGCAGUUGGUGCAAACUGCUCAAAAUGACGCAGGCUCCUCGUCCAAGGCGAUGGAAUUGGUUCGUCUUGGCUACUAUAUCUCCAUUCUUCUCGCUUUCCGUAAGCAAGCUCGGGGCCUGGGUAAAAGCGAUGAUGGCGCGUCGCAUGUGGCACAGAAGAUGCGACUGCCAGACCACGAGAAGGACAUCGUCAUUGAGCACCUCACGUCGCAGUUUGCAGAGCAGGCUCGUAGCUCGCAACGGCAUGUAUUGACCGCCACAGGCGAGACGCGCUUGCUGGCUCAUAUCCUAGUGCUGGGUCUGCAUCUUGAGGAAUUCAACAUUGCACCCCAGCCUGUGGCCCAAGAGUUGGCUGUCCCCGUGCAGAGAGUGAACGAAAUGUUCAAGUCUCUGGGCUGCUCGAGCUCACAGGCGACACAGCAUGGCGUCGAUGAAGAAGGCGUGACGACCACGCAAGAACGACGAUGGCGUCUUCGUCUUCCGCUAUCGUUCCCAAGUCAACGGAAGCGCGGGCCGCCGCGCCGCUAA
Messenger RNA from Malassezia pachydermatis, 1431 nucleotides. RefSeq names its product rpa49-49 kd subunit of dna-directed rna polymerase i. Gene Ontology annotation, molecular function: DNA binding. The transcript has 4 exons. Gene Ontology annotation, cellular component: RNA polymerase I complex. NCBI's taxonomy places the organism in Eukaryota, Fungi, Basidiomycota, Malasseziomycetes, Malasseziales, Malasseziaceae. Gene Ontology annotation, biological process: RNA polymerase I preinitiation complex assembly; nucleolar large rRNA transcription by RNA polymerase I; transcription elongation by RNA polymerase I. The coding region runs from base 1 to 1431 and encodes 476 amino acids. The record is from RefSeq and is a predicted model, not a curated record.